AACUCUCCUCUUCACCCUAAAAACGCACCACCUCCCCAAUAAUCACGGCAGUCCUGCUCUGGCGUCCAGAAAAUGCGCACCGAAACCCCCGCGAACAUCUGCUCAAAAAACAAACAGAGGACAAGGAUCAUAAUAACAGUGUCGUCCAGCGACUUAUAGGAUCCUCCAGCAUCUCCCUCCACCACUGUCCGGAGAUACAUCCAGCCAUUCAUCCAUCCACCUGUUUAUAUCCUCACCUGCGGCAUGGAGAGCUGGAGCUGCCCGGAAUAACCAAAGCCUUAGGAAUGAGCAGCGCUUUUACUGAUCGAUCGCUUUAGUUUUCAGCUUUAGAGAUGAUGCCCGAGCACCAGAACCAUGUUGUCACCACUAUUGAGACCCUUCCUCCAGAAAGCGUCGGCGCUUCGACUCCAUCGCUUUAUCAGAGGAUGAAGAAAGUCUUAAACAGGGAACUUGUCCUCACACUGGCUCUCGGUCAGGUCUUAUCGCUGCUCAUCUGUGGGAUUGGCCUGACCAGCAAAUACCUGGCGGACGAUUAUCACGCAAACACCCCUGUGUUUCAGAGCUUUCUCAACUACAUCCUGCUGUUCCUGGUCUACACCACCACUCUGGCAGUCAGGCAAGGAGAGGAGAAUCUAUUGGCAAUACUGAAAAGACGAUGGUGGAAGUACAUGAUUCUGGGAUUGAUCGAUAUAGAGGCCAAUUACCUGGUCAUCAAAGCUUACCAGUACACCACACUGACCAGCGUUCAGCUCCUGGACUGCUUCGUGAUCCCCGUGGUGCUGCUGCUGUCCUGGUUCUUUCUCUUAGUCAGGUAUAAAGUGCUACACUUUGUGGGUGUUGGCGUGUGUCUCUUGGGCAUGGGCUGCAUGGUGGGCGCAGACGUCCUGGUGGGCCGACAACAAGGCCUCGGAGAUCAUAAGCUCUUGGGGGAUUUGUUGGUUCUUGGUGGAGCCACGCUGUACGGCAUAUCCAAUGUUUGUGAGGAGUUCAUCGUGAAGAAUCUGAGCCGGGUCGAAUUUCUGGGAAUGAUGGGUCUUUUUGGCUCCUUCUUCAGUGGCAUUCAACUGGCCAUUAUGGAGCACAAGGAGCUGCUGAAGGUGCAGUGGGACUGGCAGAUCGGGCUUCUGUACAUCGGCUUCAGUGCGUGUAUGUUUGGCCUGUACAGCUUCAUGCCAGUGGUGAUCAAGAGAACCAGCGCAACAGCGGUCAAUCUGUCUCUGCUCACAGCCGACCUGUACAGCCUCUUCUGCGGACUCUUCCUCUUCCAGUACAAGUUUUCAGGACUCUACCUGCUGUCCUUCUUCAUCAUCGUCCUGGGUCUGGUCCUCUACUCCUCCUCCUCCACCUACGUGGCACAGGAUCCUCGCGUGUAUAAGCAGUUCCGCAACACGGGAAACGCCCUCACAGACACGCCCACGUCCGGCCACCUGGAGCCCUCAGUGACCUAUACCAGCCUGGGCCAGGAAAUAGAGGAGGAGCCUCGCAUACGAGUCGCCUGAAGGGGACGUGGCCUCGCAGAUCAAUCAUCCACUGCCCCGCCCAGCAGUCUGUAGAAAAGCGAAUGAUAUCGAUCACCGAAUGAUGUAAUCAACCACGUAGCAAACGAGUACACUGUGAUCACGAACUGUCAGUAGGUAGCAGUGACUUCUGAGUUAUCAGAUCCAUCAUGUAUAGAGAUGACUUCACCUCAUUGCCUCUUUUCCCCGCGGCAAUUUAAAGGGACAGUUCAUCUAAAAACUUGAAUUUACUCAACAGUUUCAAGUGGUGUAUGUUUGGAAGAAUUAGAAUUAGAUCGUACAAAUUCAUUUGAAUUUGCCACUAAAUCAAGAAGUUGCCAAUUGCCGUGAGGCUGUGUUGUAAUAACUGGGAUAACCUGCAUUUAAAUUAUAUAUACUGUAUGUAACAUCUCACUCUUCACUUUGUAUUCAGUCAUUCAUUUUCCUUUAGCUUAGUCCCUUUAUUC
This is a messenger RNA of Danio rerio (zebrafish), 1963 nucleotides long. Lineage: Eukaryota; Metazoa; Chordata; Actinopteri; Cypriniformes; Danionidae. The record is from RefSeq and is a predicted model, not a curated record.